Molecule: messenger RNA, 687 nt
Organism: Thelazia callipaeda (thelaziosis nematode)
Lineage: Eukaryota; Metazoa; Nematoda; Chromadorea; Rhabditida; Thelaziidae
Source: the annotation of a GenBank genome assembly
AUGUUUUUACGUUUUUUAUUUCAGAUUAUGGAUUUUCAGAAUCGCGCAGGAGGCAAAACUGGUGGGGGUGGGGUGGCAUCUUGGUCUGAUGCAAAUGUUGAUCGGCGUGAAAGAUUACGCCAGUUGGCUUUAGAAACUAUUGAUUUGCAAAAGGAUCCUUAUUUUAUGAAAAAUCAUCUUGGUGGCUAUGAGUGCAAAUUAUGCUUAACUUUACACAACAAUGAAGGUUCAUAUUUGGCGCAUACUCAGGGAAAGAAGCAUCAGUCUAAUCUAGCUCGGCGCGCCGCUAAAGAAGCUUCUGAUCAGCCGUACAUGCCAGCACCAGCACAAGCUAAAGUAGAACCUAAAAAAUUUGUUAAAAUUGGGAGGCCUGGUUACAAGGUUACAAAGGAAAGAGAUCCAUCUUCCGGCCAGCAAGCAUUGCUGUUUCAAAUCGAUUAUCCUGAAAUCGUGGAUGGUAUCACUCCCAGACAUAGGUUUAUGUCAGCUUAUGAACAAAAAGUGCAACCACCGGACAAACGAUGGCAAUAUAUUCUUUUUGCUGCUGAACCUUAUGAGACGAUUGCAUUCAAAAUACCGUCACGAGAAGUAGAUAAAUCCGAAGAUAAAUUCUGGACUCUAUGGAAUAAAGAUACCAAGCAGGUAAUUGUUUAUUACCUACACUUUUUUAGUCCUUUACCACCGUAA